Phlebotomus papatasi is the source of this 855-nucleotide messenger RNA. RefSeq names its product exosome complex component RRP41 (gene Ski6). NCBI's taxonomy places the organism in Eukaryota, Metazoa, Arthropoda, Insecta, Diptera, Psychodidae. Gene Ontology annotation, cellular component: nuclear exosome (RNase complex); nucleolus; cytoplasmic exosome (RNase complex). Gene Ontology annotation, biological process: nuclear mRNA surveillance; U4 snRNA 3'-end processing; poly(A)-dependent snoRNA 3'-end processing. The record is from RefSeq and is a predicted model, not a curated record. Bases 78 to 827 code for a protein of 249 amino acids. The transcript has a single exon.
CUGUCAUAGAAGUGUUGGCAACACUUCCACAAACAAAACAGCGUGUUUUUGGGAGGAACUUUUAUAGUUAAGAAAAUAUGUCUGGGCAGGAUUUACUGUCUGACCAAGGGUUAAGGCUCGAUGGAAGACGAGCAGGGGAGUUGAGAAGUAUACGGUGCAAACUCGGUGUGUUCAGUCAGCCAGAUGGAAGUGCGUAUCUUGAGCAGGGAAACACUAAAGUCCUUGCAGCUGUAUAUGGCCCCCAUCAGGCUGCCUCGAAGAGGAUGAAUGUGGAGGAAGCUGUAAUUAAUUGCGAGUAUAGCAUGGCAACAUUUUCGACUGGGGAACGUAAGCGCCAGAACUACGGUGACAGAAAAUCUCAGGAAAUGACAAUGCAUAUACAGCAAGCCCUCAGUGCUGCUAUCAAACUCGAGCUGUAUCCUCGGUCUCAGAUCGAUGUCUUCAUAGAGGUGCUUCAAGCAGACGGUGGGAAUUAUUGUGUGGCCAUAAAUGCUGCUACACUGGCCCUAAUUGAUGCUGGAAUUUGCCUAAGGGAGUAUAUUUGUGCGUGUACAGCAUCCCUGGCCAAUGGAAAAGUACCCAUGACAGACAUAUCACACAUUGAAGAGAUUAGCGGAGGUGCCACCCUCACAGUAGCCUCUUUGCCCUCUUCAGGGAGGAUUGCUUUCUUAGAGAUGUCACAGAGAUUCCAUCUUGAUGAUUUGCCAAGAGUCUUAGAAUAUGCACUAGCCGGUUGCCGGGAAGUUAAGCGAGUUCUGGAUCAAGCAGUUAGAGAACACGUUCUUAAAAUAGGUUCGGCUGGGGAUUGGGGAGCCAUCACAAAAUAGUUAAUUAAAUGAAAUUUUAUUAAAUCAA